CUGUCUGGGAUGCCCAAGUGCUAGAACUAAGCGGUGACCUGGACUUUCUGCUUCAAAGGAUGGAGGAAGAAAUGGAUAGCGCUCUCCAUGAUGGGAAUCGAAGCCCCCCAAAGAAUGGCAGUGGAAGCAAGCCAGUGACUACAUCCACUCCUAAAACAAAUUCUUCAGGCCCUGCGCUCAGUGACUUGCAGAAACUGUGCAACGUCAUUUUGUCUAAUGCCAGUGUUAGUGGAACAAACAAUUCAACUCUAGAGGUUCCACCCGGAGAGAAUCUGGUGAGAGUUGGAGAGGUCUUGACGCUAACAAGAUCACAGCAUAUGGAUGCAAAGCUGGCCCGAACCCCUUCAGCCAUGACUAUGGAGCUCAUUCGGGUCACCUUUUCAGACAAAAGGUUAAAGCGAUCAUCGUAUGCUGGGCAGAAAAGAACUCGGAAUGGUGUUGUUGAACAGAAGCCGUCCUUGAAGAAGUACAGGAGUACAAAGGAUAUCCAGAACUUCGUGAACCAGAGAUUUCCCCAUUUCACUCAGUCUCAAUUCAGCCAUGCUGUGAAUGCAUGCACAGGAAAUAAUGUGGGACAAACUCCUAAGCCUAAGUUGGUGGACCUAAGUGAUAGUGAAGGAGAAGAUUAACCAGUUCCUUGACCAGUGGAGAUGAACCCAUUCCUCGGGACUAGGAUAGUUUCUAUCCUUUUUUAAAUUUUAAUUUGUUUUUAAAAUGGCC
Messenger RNA from Thrips palmi, 720 nucleotides. RefSeq lists its product as uncharacterized. The record is from RefSeq and is a predicted model, not a curated record. The transcript is spliced from 6 exons. Lineage: Eukaryota; Metazoa; Arthropoda; Insecta; Thysanoptera; Thripidae. The coding region runs from base 60 to 629 and encodes 189 amino acids.